AUGGCAAAUGGCUUCGUCUCAUCUGAAGGAACAAUGACAGUUGAAGAUGUAGCCGAGGAGAUAAUUAGUGAACUAUGCUGGGCAUCAUUUUUUCAAGACAUUGAAAAAGAUGAUCUCGGCAAAGUUAGGUGCUUCAAAAUACAUGAUCUACUUCAUGACCUCGCUCAAUAUGUUAUGGGUGAUGUGUGUUGCACUGUAAAUGAUGAGAUGCCCAUUGAACACCCAAAAAGAACUCGCCAUCUCACAAUUUGGCCAUAUGCUUGGAAACAAAUCAAUUCUGCUUGCCAAUUUGGAUCCUUAAGGACAUGUCGCUUCCAACCGGCAAAUCGUGCUCUCCUUUCACCAAAUGUAUUGAGACCACUUGAAUCUUUGCGAGCACUUGAUUUGGCAAAUGCAAAUAGAUUAAAUAUGUUACAUUUAUCAGUAAUUACUCAUUUCAAAUAUCUAAGAUAUUUGAAUCUUAGUAGAACUUCUAUUAAAAAGCUUCCGGAGUCCACAAGUAGCCUAUGCAAUUUGCAGGUUUUGAAUCUUAAUGAUUGUGAUAAACUCCAGCAGUUGCCUCGCCAUCUAAAAUACCUAAAAGCUCUUCGACAUCUCUACUUAAGAUGGUGCAGUUCAUUGGUUCGCAUGCCUCAUGAAAUUGGUCAGUUGACUUCUUUGAAAACCUUGAACAUUUACAUAGUAGGCAAGAAGAAAGGGCUAAGGUUAGAUGAAUUAGAACAAUUAUGCCUUAGAGGGGAACUCCACAUCAAGAACUUGGAAAGAGUAAGAGACGCAGCAGAUGCCAAGAAAGCCAAUUUAAUGGUUAAGCAGCUAAAUGAGUUGCUCUUGGAAUGGGGAAGAAAUGAGCAAUCUAAGUUGCAACAAAAUGUUGAACAGAUACUCAAAGCCCUUGAACCUCAUCCAAAGCUCAUAAAGUUAGAGGUGGGAGGAUACCAAGGUAAUUGUUUCCCAGAUUGGAUGGGCAAUCCUGACUUCAAGAAUUUGUGUUUCAUGAAACUUGUGGAUUGCUGGAAUAGUCAAAAACUCGCCCCACUAGGGAGAUUACCUUCUCUAAAAAGACUUGUAAUAUGCUGCAUGCAUAAUUUGAAAUAUGUUGAUGAUGAAUCUUAUGAUGGGGGAGUAGCUAGAGGAUUUCAGUCUCUAGAGUAUUUAGUGUUGAGUUGCAUGCCAAACUUGGAAGGGCUAUCAAAAGUGGAAGAGGUAGGUAUGUUCCCACAUCUUACCAGACUCCAUGUCCGGGCAUGUCCGAAAUUGACCUUCCCCUCCCUUCCAUCUGUUAGGCAAUUAAGUUUAGCAACUCACUGUAAAUGCAGUGUUGGUUCGGUCUCUCAACAAGUAUUAAUCCAGAUUCCUCUUACCAUGGGGAGUUGCAACACUAUACAACUAGAUUCACUUGGCAAUCUUAGUUGUCUUGAACAACUCUACCUUUCAAGAGACAGAGAGUUGAGUUCCUUUCCAGUGGGGAUGUUUGGAGACCUUGCUUGUCUCAGAAAACUUCACAUUGUUAAGUGCAGCAAAAUGGAGGCACUACCAAGUGGACUGGCUAACUGUAUUGCUCUUGAAGAACUAAGUAUUAGCAGCUGCCAUAGCCUGGAGUCAUUAACAGGUCAAGUGUUGAAUGUUUUAUGCUCUCUCCGAAAAUUAGAAAUUGUUGACUGUGAUAAAUUCAAGGGCUUAUCCGCAAGUUUUCAAUGUCUUACUUCCCUCCAGCAUAUGAGAAUUGAGGGGUGUUCACAAGUAACGGCCUUGUCAGAAGAUUUACAACACAUGCCACCAGUGUUGAAAUCAAUAACUCUGAGGAACCUUCAAAAUCUAGAGCAUAUGCCUAACUGUUGGGCAAGUGUCAGGUCGCUUCAGUACUUAUACAUUGAGGAUUGCCCACAGUUGAGGUCUCUUCCACUAUGUGUUGGUGGAUGGCUUCACAAUUUGAAAACAUUCGCCAUUUUAAAUUGCCCAGAGUUACAGAAUCCAUUUCAGAGGGAAACAGGCCAGGAUUGGCAUUGGAUUCGCCACAUCCCUGAUGUUUUUGUGUAA
Messenger RNA from Arachis ipaensis, 2037 nucleotides. The record is from RefSeq and is a predicted model, not a curated record. Lineage: Eukaryota; Viridiplantae; Streptophyta; Magnoliopsida; Fabales; Fabaceae.